AAAAACGCAGCGCCGCACUAGAAUUUAAUUUUUCUCAGCAGUCGAAUCGCAGGGUACAAAUAUUUUAGUCAUCUGUUCUUCGUUCAGCUCAGUUCGCUCUGCCAUUUUGGAAAAUAUUGAGUUUCAUUCUGAUUCUAGUGUUCUCGCUGUCUGAGAAAAAGAAAGAUAAGAAAAAAUACCAAAAGAAAACGGGGUCCUCAAGAAUUUCCAACCAAAGUGCAAAGGAAUUUCUAACCCGUCAUUGAAAAUAACAUUAAACAAGUCAAAACUCCCCAAACCAAUAAGAAUUUUUUGAAAAACUUUAAAUUUUCAAUCGAAAAUUCUUCCAAUCGAGGUAUUUUUCUAAUCGAGAAAAGUUUAUUUUUUCCUCUCGUCGUGUCGUGUAAGGAAAACUUUUCUUUCUACUAGAAAACUAGAAUAGAAAUAAAAACUGUAUUCGGGAAGUGAUUAGUGGCGAAAUAGUUUCUAUUGAACAACGCAGAAGAACAGAUAUUUCCUGUGCUAAAUAAAACCUAAAGCAGAGAAGCGAAAACCAAGAAGAAAAAAAGGAACUUUUGUUUCCGUCAUCAUUCAAGUGAAGGAAAUCCAUCGAAAAUCGAUCUAAUAAUGCAUAAGAUGGCAGCACCUACUGGGCCAGCCCAGCUCGAGGCACCACUGGCGGCGCCAAAGUACGGGACACUUAUCCCGAAUCGAAUUUUUGUUGGUGGCAUUAGUGGUGAUACAACAGAAUCAGAACUAUGUCGUGUGUUUUCCGCCUAUGGCAAUGUCAAAUCGACAAAGAUCAUCGUGGACCGAGCUGGAGUGAGCAAAGGAUAUGGCUUCGUAACCUUCGAAACGGAGCAAGAGGCUCAGAGACUACAAACUGAGGGUGAAAGUGUUGUGCUCAGAGACCGGAAGCUGAAUAUUGCCCCUGCAAUUAAGAAGCAAUCAAUCGUGGCAACGAAUGGUGCUGUGUACUACACAACAACACCACCAGCUCCUAUAAGCAAUAUGCCUAUUGAUCAAUUUGCUGCAGCGGUUUACCCACCAGUUACUGAUUUUUCCGCAGCUGGUGUGCCAACUUUAUACCCACCUUCAAUGCAAUAUCAGCCGUUCUAUCAAUACUACAGCGUGCCAAUGAAUGUACCCACCAUCUGGCCCCAAAACUAUCAAGGUAAUUGAGAAUUCCAGAAUUAGCAGCAUGCAACAGAUUAAUUUAUGAUUUGCAUUUAUCCGUGUUAAUUUCGAGGACAAAUAACACAAUUUACAAAAAAGAGUCAUCAUCAUUCAUAAAUUAAGUGAAACAAAAAGAAAAACUUUGUUGUGGGUAUAUUCAGGCUACACCAAAGAUAGUUUUUUUUUUGCUAACCGCGAAACAAAAUAAAUAGAAGAAAAUAGUAACUCAUGCACAACAUAUUGAGUUGAAUUAUAUAUAUUUAUGUAAAUAAAAUAUAUAUUCACACUAAACUAACAACAACAGAAGGAAGACAAGCUGAUAUAGCAACUAACGACAUAAUGCAUAUAUUAUUUAUUUAAAACAAAACAAAAAACAUAGAUUAUAUUAAAAUAAAAAAAUAUAUAUAAUAUAUUAAAAACAAACCUAAUUUAUGUAUAAACGUAACACAUAGUUAAUUAUAUAUAUAUACUAUACAUAGAUAAGUAAAUUAUUACGUAUAACAAGAGAAAGCAUCACAAACAUACAGUAGGUAAAAAUAAAACAAAAACAAAAAAAAAACUAAAUAACAUACUAAACUUAGUGACAACAAAAAAAAAAACAUAACGAAAAAUUAUAAGCAAUAUAAUAAACCAAGAAGUGGAUAAAUUCAUUAACCAUAUAGAAAAAUAAAUAAAAUAUAUAUAUUAAAAGAAAUAGUAUUAGCAUUGGAUGAACAAAGUAAUGCAAACAAAACGAAAAUUCAACAAAAAAUCAAAAAAGACAACAAAAUUUUGUUAUACACCAUAAUUUUAGUGUUAAUUUAUUAUAAUUAUAAUUAUUAUUAUUAUUGUAUAAUUCUAAUAAACGAUGAGUGCGAAGUGGUGUUAUGGUUUUUAAAUAAACCAAACCAAGUAUAAUGAGAAUUUAUAAAAAGAAAAAAACACAAAUGCGCAAAAUUCUCAGAUUUUGAUUAAUAUUCAUUGAAGAAAAGAAAAAAUAUAUAUAUACAGAAAUAUAUAUAUAUAUUGAUAUUAUUUAUUAAUAAUUAGUGGAUAUAUUUAAAUAUGCAGUGCAUUUCUUUUGAGAUGUACAUUUUUUACUCAACAAAAAUAUUAUACAUGAUAUAUGUGCAUAAUUAAGUCAUUCUCAAAAAAAGAAGAAAACAAAAAGAAGAAAGUAAACCACUCAUUGACUAUAAACAAAACUACAAAAACAAAAAUUUAAAAAUAAAAUAUUUAUUCAAAAGCAAAAUAAUAAAAAACAAAUAUAACGCAACAUACGCAAUUGUUUUGUGUUGCAUUUAAUAAUAAUAAUAAAAUUAAAGAAAAACAAAAAAUUAAAAAAACUGUGUCCCAGUACACACACUCUCUCUCGCCCUCUCUCUCUCUCACAGAGGAGGAAAGAGGCAAAUUCAAGCAAUAAAAUGCAUAAACAUUAUUAUUAUAUUUAUUUUUAUUUAUAGUAUUGUUCCCAUUAUGCAGUGCAUAAUGCGAAACAUACAAU
Molecule: messenger RNA, 2638 nt
Organism: Eupeodes corollae
Lineage: Eukaryota; Metazoa; Arthropoda; Insecta; Diptera; Syrphidae
Product: protein boule
Exons: 8
Coding region: 607-1161 (184 amino acids)
Molecular function (GO): RNA binding
Source: RefSeq, a predicted model, not a curated record